UGAUCGUCGGCGACAUGUUGCCUCACUGUCGAAUUCGCGCUACUGCGCCUGCGUAGGGCUCAACUUCUCUCUCCAAAAGUUUCAACGCGCACUGCUUUAUGGGAAUUGUAGUUUCUCUGUAUUUCAGAGUCAACGUUUUGAACCAUUAACGAAGCUGAUAAUGUGCACAGGAUACCAGAUUAUUACAAUAUUCACAUUCCACACAGCCAAAGUUUGAUAAGACUUACUCCCCAGUUUUUCUCUUCAACCAUUUCGCGUGUUUCACUAUUUUGAACUACAACUCCCGAAAGCCCCUUGGCUUACCCAUCUUCCCCAGUGCUGUCUCGCCUUAGCAUUCCGCUUUCUUGAUAUCUUAGGAAGGACUACGAAUCCCAGCGAGCUAAGCGUGACUCGAGGACACAAGAGGAGGAGCCCGGAGCGGUCUAGCGGCGGAACCAGGGGCCCCAGCAUAUGUGGAUGUGGCCAUGGGGAAGCGGUACUUCUGUGAUUACUGUGACCGAUCCUUCCAGGACAACCUCCACAACCGAAAGAAGCACCUGAAUGGGCUGCAGCACCUCAAGGCCAAGAAAGUGUGGUACGACAUGUUCCGAGAUGCAGCCGCCAUCUUGCUGGAUGAACAGAACAAGCGACCCUGCAGGAAAUUCCUGCUGACAGGCCAGUGCGACUUUGGCUCCAACUGCAGAUUUUCCCACAUGUCCGAACAAGAUCUGCAAGAGCUGAGCAUCCAGGUGGAGGAGGAGAGGCGGGCCAAAGAAUGGCCACUGGAGACUGCUGAGCUUCCUGAGGGCCACCUGGAGGACUGGCUGGAGAAGAGAGCUAAGAGGCUAAGCUCAGCCCCAAGCAGCAGGGCUGAACCCAUCAGAACCACUGCCUUCCAGUACCCUGUGGGCUGGCCGCCAAUGCAGGAGCUGCCCCCCUCCCUGCGGGCACCCCCACCCGGAGGAUGUUCCCUACAGUCCAGAGUCCACUGGGGCUGAGCUCUUCCCCACCUCCCUGCCUGACUUCCCACCUGUCUCAUCAGUCACAACUGCCCAACCUAGGAAGUAGAGCUGCCUCCCCUCCCUCUGUUUGCCCUGGGGCCUCUGAGCCUGGCCUCCCAUCCACCCACCAUCCCUCAGGGCAUUUCUCUAGAAAAUGGGUGAGAAACUUCUGAAUGUUUAUAAAGUCUUCCUCAAUGGCU
Messenger RNA from Mastomys coucha (southern multimammate mouse), 1180 nucleotides. It is a transcript of the gene Zmat5, whose product is annotated as zinc finger matrin-type 5. Gene Ontology annotation, molecular function: zinc ion binding. Lineage: Eukaryota; Metazoa; Chordata; Mammalia; Rodentia; Muridae. The transcript is spliced from 6 exons. The coding region runs from base 465 to 977 and encodes 170 amino acids. Gene Ontology annotation, cellular component: U12-type spliceosomal complex. The record is from RefSeq and is a predicted model, not a curated record.